This is a messenger RNA of Ordospora colligata OC4, 453 nucleotides long. RefSeq lists its product as uncharacterized. Bases 1 to 453 code for a protein of 150 amino acids. The transcript has a single exon. The record is from RefSeq and is a predicted model, not a curated record. NCBI's taxonomy places the organism in Eukaryota, Fungi, Microsporidia, Ordosporidae.
AUGACUCAGAACACACAUAACUUAGAUCGAUCUGUACAACACCACUCUACCAUAGAGUUCCUUGACCAUCCUGCAGAUGUGAUGAUGCAUUGCACAAGCAUCAAUAUUGAAAGGCUCUAUGAAACAGCGAUCUGUGGAAUGAUGCAAUAUGCAAUCAGAGCAUCACCAACUCCAAUGUCUACAACUCACGGCAAAGUCACAUUAAAUGCACAGACACACGAGAUCAUGGUGGUGGAUCUUUUAUCACAGUUCAUAGACCUGUUGUAUGCAGAACAACUUGCUGCUGUGUCAGCACGAGUAUGCAUAUACAAUGAUUACCUUGUAUGCAAUUACACAGCAAUAGAUUCAGCAGAAUGUGAACCACUAUGUGAGAUCAAGGCAAUUACGCUAUGUGGGCUAAAAGUGUAUGAAAAGGAUAAUGUUUUUCACCUGUACUGCAUAUUUGAUGUGUGA